UUGUGUCGAAAUAUUUAAAUAUUUUAACUUUUCCAAUAUGGCUGGUAAUGAGGCUGGACAUGGUGCUAUUGUCAGAAAUAGAGAUUUGAUUGAUGUGUGGAUAGAAGCACCGAGAGGAAAUAGAAAACAGGUGGUUUAUGAAAAGAUAUUAUCUCUUAUUGAUAUAACAGAUGAACCUUCCAAACAUCUUAAAAGUAAUAUUAUGAAAUGCAGCCAGUUGUUUGGGUUGAAAAUGGCAAAUAAAUGGCAGAAAGUAGGACAAUCUCGGAAUCGACUUUUACAAAAUCAGGUAUAUUGGUUAGACAAGAUUAUAUAUAGAAUAAAUAAUGAUUCUGAAGAAAACACAUCUUCGGAUGAGGAACAAGAACCUCCUUGUCGCUCAGUUGGACGGCCACGGGUGCCAUUUGAAGAGGCAUCGAAGAAAACAAAACGAAUAUGUGUAGCCGGACUAACCACAGACAGAUCUGCAAACGAUCUUCAAUUUGCUGUAAAUGUCGUUUCUGGAAGCAAUCACAGUGAGGUCUUGCCACAAAUUUUUAGUUUUAGUACAGCUGAAGCUUUAGCCCUUAUGGUAGAUUUGGAUAUAUCCGUCAGAAUGUAUUUGCUACUUAGGUUUGUUAUUAAUGAAGUUGAUUCGCAAGAACUUCUACAGAAAGUAUCCUUGAAAUAA
Acanthoscelides obtectus is the source of this 670-nucleotide messenger RNA. The record is from the annotation of a GenBank genome assembly. Lineage: Eukaryota; Metazoa; Arthropoda; Insecta; Coleoptera; Chrysomelidae.